Blastomyces gilchristii SLH14081 is the source of this 1378-nucleotide messenger RNA. RefSeq lists its product as uncharacterized. The record is from RefSeq and is a predicted model, not a curated record. Bases 1 to 1356 code for a protein of 451 amino acids. The transcript is spliced from 3 exons. Lineage: Eukaryota; Fungi; Ascomycota; Eurotiomycetes; Onygenales; Ajellomycetaceae.
AUGAUCUCAUUUGAAAAAUGUGAUAAGAGUAGACAUCGAAUUGGUAAUGAGACUAUCAAAAAAUCUGGUCCUGGUCCCAGACACGGUCACACGGUCAGUCUAAUUCGAUGGAAGAUUCAACGGCGGAUUCGAUGGAAGAUUUCAACAGUGUAUUCGAUGGAAGAUUUCAACAGUGGAUUCGAUGGAAGAUUCAACAGCGGAUUCGAUGGAAGAUUUCAACAGUGUAUUCAAUGGAAGAUUUCAACAGUGUAUUCGAUGGAAGAUUCAACGGUGGAUUCGAUGGAAGAUUUCAACAGUGUAUUCGAUGGAAGAUUCAACGGCGGAUUCGAUGGAAGAUUCAACAGCGGAUUCGAUGGAAGAUUUCAACAGUGUAUUCGAUGGAAGAUUUCAACAGUGUAUUUGAUGAAAGAUUCAACGGUGGAUUCGAUGGAAGAUUUCAACAGUGUAUUCAAUGAAAGAUUCAAUGAUGAAUUUGAUGAAAGAUUUCAACAGUGUAUUCAAUGGAAGAUUUCAACAGUGGAUUCGAUGGAAGAUUUCAACAGUGGAUUCGAUGGAAGAUUCAACAGCGGAUUCGAUGGAAGAUUCAACAGCGGAUUCGAUGGAAGAUUUCAACAGUGUAUUCGAUGGAAGAUUUCAACAGUGUAUUUGAUGAAAGAUUCAACGGUGGAUUCAAUGGAAGAUUUCAACAGUGUAUUCAAUGAAAGAUUCAAUGAUGAAUUUGAUGAAAGAUUUCAACAGUGUAUUCGAUGGAAGAUUCAACGGUGGAUUCGAUGGAAGAUUUCAACAGUGUAUUCGAUGGAAGAUUCAACGGCGGAUUCGAUGGAAGAUUCAACAGCGGAUUCGAUGGAAGAUUUCAACAGUAUUCAACGGUGGAUUCGAUGGAAGAUUUCAACAGUGUAUUCAAUGAAAGAUUCAAUGAUGAAUUUGAUGAAAGAUUUCAACAGUGUAUUCAAUGGAAGAUUUCAACAGUGGAUUCGAUGGAAGAUUCAACAGCGGAUUCGAUGGAAGAUUUCAACAGUGUAUUUGAUGGAAGAUUUCAACAGUGUAUUCAAUGAAAGAUUCAACGGUGAAUUCGAUGAAAGAUUUCAACAGUGUAUUCAAUGGAAGAUUUCAACAGUGUAUUUGAUGAAAGAUUCAACGGUGGAUUCGAUGGAAGAUUUCAACAGUGUAUUCAAUGAAAGAUUCAAUGAUGAAUUUGAUGAAAGAUUUCAACAGUGUAUUCAAUGGAAGAUUUCAACAGUGUAUUUGAUGAAAGAUUCAACGGUGGAUUCGAUGGAAGAUUUCAACAGUGUAUUCAAUGAAAGAUUCAAUGAUGAAUUUGAUAAAAGAUUCAACAGCAGAUCUAGAUGUGAAUAAUAAUGAGAUUAUGAAUUCAGUU